AUGGCUGAGUCAAGCCCGUUGGCUCAGUAUGCCUCAAGACUGAGCCAGAGCCCACGGACAGCGAGGGCAGGCAGCGAGUGUACUGCAACCUUCCCGAUGUAUGCAGUGCCGCUUGAGAUCUUUCUGCAGAUCGUGGUGAUCAAACCUUUUGAGGAGAUGACGAUGUCUGAGCCAAGG
Messenger RNA from Symbiodinium necroappetens, 177 nucleotides. NCBI's taxonomy places the organism in Eukaryota, Dinophyceae, Suessiales, Symbiodiniaceae. The record is from the annotation of a GenBank genome assembly.